AUGAGAGUAAGAUAUGUUCCUUCGUCGACAUUCUUGGUGGCCGUUAAGUUUGGCCAUGCUCGUAAGGUUAUAGCUGCGGGCGGGGUCCAGAUGGAAAAUAGGAAAUGGGAAAAGGACAAAGAUUUGGGGACAUCGAUGGGUACCAAUGCCAAAACAUUCCAGAAUUUUUUCUUCCUCAUGAAGCCUCUGCUAUCAAAGCCAUACCACUGGUCAGCUGCUUCAAUUCUUGCAUCGUGGAAGCCUCCUAGUGAUGGGGUAGUUAAGGUUAAUUUUUGUGAUCUUGAGUUUUUGGAAGGGCAGACGGUGGGUAUUGGUGCUGUGUUAAGGGACAUCAGGGGUGUUUUUUUGGCUGGGAUGGCAAGAAAGCAUAUGCGCAGGGAAGAGGUUUGGAGCGUGGACGGCCAUAGCUAUGCAAGAAGCGGUAAAUUUUGUUCGCCUCCAAGGGACAGUGUCUGUAGUGUUGGAAGGGGAUUGCAUUCAUUUUCUGAAGUCUGUUGUGGCCAUAAGUUCUGA
Ilex paraguariensis (yerba mate) is the source of this 513-nucleotide messenger RNA. Lineage: Eukaryota; Viridiplantae; Streptophyta; Magnoliopsida; Aquifoliales; Aquifoliaceae. The record is from the annotation of a GenBank genome assembly.